Camelina sativa (false flax) is the source of this 1177-nucleotide messenger RNA. NCBI's taxonomy places the organism in Eukaryota, Viridiplantae, Streptophyta, Magnoliopsida, Brassicales, Brassicaceae. The record is from RefSeq and is a predicted model, not a curated record.
AUUUCCUUUUUUCUUCACUCUCGGCGUCAGGUCACAUUUAUCGCCACCGCUGAGACCGCCGCUUAGGGCCGUCUCCUCCGUUAUCUCCAUAACCAGAGCAACCCUCAUCGCCGUCGGGGAUUUUGUGACUGGUUUUCACAAGAGGAAGAAGAAGAGAAGAAAGGACGCUCGGAAGCAGCAGGAGGAAGCUAUUAGGCGGAAACGAAUCGAGGCUCGUAAGAAGAUGGGUGAUACACUAAACCUUGAAGAUGAUUAUAUGAGUGGAGAUGAUUAUAUGCUUGAGCAUGAUAUGAAUCCGGAUGAAGAAGAACAUGUAGGAGAGGAACGUGUAGAAGCAGAUUCAGUAGCUAGUACGGCUGAUAAGAGGACAGGCAAGUCUACAGGUAAACGUAAAAGGUCAAGGUGUUGGAAAAAUUUUGAAAUUGUUGGAGAUAAGUUGGAUGAUGGUAGGAAUAAUCUUAGAUGCACCCGUUGUGAGCAUACUUAUUGCCUUGAUCUUCGUAGAAGUGGCACCAAUACUCUCUUGCGUCACAUGGAAUCAUGCUCAAAGACUCCAGGAAGCACUCCUUCAUGUGGAAACAGAAAGUUAGAUAUGAUGGUGUUUAGGGAGAUGAUAGGAUUGGCAAUCAUAGAACAUGAUUUGCCUUACUCUUUCGUUGAGUACAAAAGAAUUAGAGAGGCUUUUCAGUAUGCAAAUUCCAACAUCGAGUUUUGGUCAAGAAAUACUGCGGCUGCUGAUUGCUUAAAGAUCUACGAGAAAGAGAAACUGAAGCUUAGAAAGAUGUUGGAUGAAGUUCCGGGUAGGUUUUGUUUAACAACAGAUUUGUGGAGGGCAAUCACAAUAGAGGGGUACAUGUGUUUGACUGCACACUAUAUCGAUAGUGGAUAGAAUUUGAAGACAAAAAUUUUGUCAUUUUGUGCAUUUCCUCCUCCACAUACGGGUGCUGGAAUAGCUACAAAGGUGUUGGCAUUGCUAAAAGAUUGGGGAAUAGAAAAGAGAGUGUUCACAAUUACAGUUGAUAAUGCUUCCUCAUUGAUCUUUAAAAAAAAGUGUCGGCUAGUAGAUAUAUUAGAAGCAUAAAAGAUAUAUUAGUUUGUUGUAAAAUAAUUGAUCUCAAAUAGUUAGAGUGAAAUAAAAAUAUUUUAAAAGCUCAAUGUCCAAUAACAAAAUUACAUU